UUAACCUGUCUGUCUGCUGAUGACACGUGUUUAUAUUUCUCUAAAGAGAAAGUGUCUCUGCAGGGGCAGAGGGUGGUGGUGGUGGUGGGGGGGGUGAUUGGACGGAACAGAGAAAACACUGAAACGGACGUCUGCUCCUCACUGUCCACAGGCAGGAACAAGUGUUGUGUCCAGGUGUUGAAGCUGCUGUUGUCAGUCUGAAACCAGCUGAUCGUGUCCUCCCAUCCUCAGGACUUUGGACUCUGAGAUGAACUGGACCAGUCUGAACUUAUGGACCUUGUACUGAAAGACCCUCGUCUGGUUUUGACCUGAGGUCUUCAGGUCUGAGGUCUGAACUCAGACCCUCUGCAUGUUUUACCCCAGUGUAGAGGAUCAGGGAGGUAGAUUCAGACAGUGGGUUAGACUGACUGACAGCAGCAGCUGUGUGUGUGUGUGUUUGUGUGUGUGUGUCUCUCUGUCUGUCGGUGCUCGCCCUUAGAGUUUCUUCUUCUCUGUCUGAACAGUCCAUCAGACAGUCUGUUAGAAUCACAGUGAGCUGAUUGAUCACUCAGUCAGCUGAUUAGUCAGCUGAUCAAUCAGCUGAUCAGGUGACUCCUGGUUUACACCUGAAAUGAACUUCAACCUUCAGGACUGGACAUGUCUCUAUGUCUCUUAGAGGACAGAUGAUUUGUUAGCUGGAGACCUGAGACGAACAGCUGAAGAAACUGAGUCUGGUUCUAACCUGCUGAGCUAAGUCAGAGUCCUGGUCCCAGAGUGGAGACACUGGAGUAACACCAGGACAACAUCUGGACGAUGGAACAACAUCUGGACAGACAGCAGAAGAACAUGAAGGAGUUGUGUCUACACAGUCCAUUUAUUUGGAGCCUGUGAUAUCUCUCUGGACAGUUGACCUCCAUCUGGACUCUGGAUUCUACCUGGACAGUAAAAUCCAGCAGAAACCGGUCUGGACAGGAGACUUUUGUCUCUGUCUCUGAGAACAGAAACAAGAGGUGUCUCCUGAUUUGGAGAAAGACAAGAGGAGGGAGGGAUGGGAGGAGCAGUGUGUAAGAAGGAAGCUAAGGAGGAGAAGAGGAGCGCAGGGAGGGAGGACAGUCUGACGUCAGCCGACAGAAUCAGACGAUUCACCGUCAAACAGUUUGGAUACAAAGUCCUGAGUCUGGCUCGCCGAGGACUGAAGGAUGUCCCAGAUGAACUGUGGGAGCUGUUGGAAUUGGAGAAACUGAAUCUGUCUCUCAACAGUCUGAAGGUCCUUCCUCCUCAGCUGUCCCUGCUCUCCAACCUGGUGGUCCUCAACCUGUGGGGCAACCAGCUGAGCAGCCUGCCGGCAGAGAUCGGGCAUCUGAGGAGACUCAGAGUUUUAUUUGCCUACAGAAACAGACUGACUGAAGUUCCUGAGGAGCUGGGAGCCUGUACACAACUGGAGGUCCUGAGUUUAGCCAACAACCAGCUGUCCUCACUGCCUGCUUCUCUGUCCAGUCUGACCAGACUGAGGAAACUAAACCUCAGCCACAACCACAUUGCUCAUAUCCCGGGCUGCGUCUACAACAUGAAGGCUCUGGUGUUCCUCCACCUGGCCUGUAACCGUCUGGAGAACCUAGCAGAGAACAUCCAGGCUCUGGUGGAGCUCCAGAUCCUCAUCGUGGAGGGAAACAGCCUCCACUCGCUUCCCAAGGCUCUCUGCUGCCUCACCAGGUUGGAGUUGCUGAACCUGGACUUUAAUGACAUAAAAGAUGUUCCACAGGAGAUGCACCAGUUGUCCCGUCUGGAGAAGUUAGCAUGUCAUCCUCUGGAUAAAGGACUCCACAUCGUCCACAACCCGCUGCUGAAGCCUGUGAAGGAGGUGCUGGAGGGGGGUCUCACUGCCCUCUUCAACUACCUGAGAGCUGGAUAGAGUUGGGGGUGGGACUUUUAACUACCUGGAACAUUUGGAUGUUGAUGAUGAUUGACAGUAGACACCAGUGUUUCCUCUCUGUAGACUCUGCUUUUACCCUGGUAAGACAAAGAGAAAACAAACUGUCUCCAGGCCUUUGACACCUUUAUAUUACAUGUCUAAAAGUACGUGGACCUCUGAGCAUCUGAGUGUUUUCUGGUUUCUGAUGUUGGCUAAUCCAGUUUGCAACAUGAGUUAAUUUUCUUCUAGCUCAUUCAGACAUGUUUCAUUCAUCUAAACAAACAGACUUAUGAGCCCAGCAUUAAGAUGUGGGACAGCUGUAGGACUUCAUCUGUGCACUGUUUUAAACUUGUCUGUGUAGUGGAGGUCAGGGCUCUGUUCAGACCAGUCAGCUGCUUCAUGUCAUGCUAACACAGGAAAGGUAAAAAACAAACCUCUCUAGUUUUCUUCCCUGCACUACUACUACUUUUGGCCAUGUGGUGUAUUUCACCAACUGUACAUUUGAAAACAAACAAAUCAACAAAAAUCUACUCCUCAUUCUAGUUUCGUGAAAUCAAUUUCAAUCAUUUCAUCCAUUUUAUUUUACUUUAGUUUCUGUUUUCUAUGGAUUUUUCUUUCAAUUGUCUUUAUUAUUAUUUAUUAUUAUUAUUAUUAUUAUUAUUAUUAUUAUUAUUGAUCAGUAGAAGUAGUAUCCUCUCUCCUGGGUUGGGCUGCUGUUCUUGAGUGUGUCCUGCAGACGACAGCAGAGAGCAACAAAGGACUGAAUGCAGCACUUUGUUUCAGAGCAGUGUUCAUUUAAAGGUCCACGCAGACAGAGUCACACUGUCUUAUUAACACUCACUCACUCCCUCACUCACUCACUCACUCACUCACUCACUCACUCACUCACUCACUCACUCACUCACACGACACAUCUGCAAACUUGUGUUUUUUAAUUUAAACACAAACCCAGAUUGUUUCUGUUUGUUCAGCUUCAUUUACACCUGAAGAACAGUGUUGACUUCUUCUCUUACUGAGAUGUAGCCACAGUGAUGAUGAUGAUGAUGAUGAUGAUGAUGAUGAUGAUGAUGAUAACAUGAAAUAAAACUGUUCUUUCUGA
Molecule: messenger RNA, 2990 nt
Organism: Seriola aureovittata
Lineage: Eukaryota; Metazoa; Chordata; Actinopteri; Carangiformes; Carangidae
Product: leucine-rich repeat-containing protein 30-like
Exons: 8
Coding region: 1028-1891 (287 amino acids)
Molecular function (GO): protein binding
Source: RefSeq, a predicted model, not a curated record